AUGUCAAGCUAUGUCGCAGUUAAUAAUGAUGAGACUCAUUGUAAAUCACUAAAUUUAAAUGGAACUAUGCAUGAAAACAAAUUUGUGACAAAUGUUCACUUAGGACGUAUCACAUUCAGUCGACCGAUUGCAGAUUGGGAUUCACUAAUGUCUAAACAUACUAACUCAAGCAUUAAGAAAAGUCAUUGUUGUUUAAAAUCAUUAUCAUGUUGUAGUAAACAACAAUGGAAAUCAUAUUCGAUAUACUUUAUCAAGUCUAUAUUUCCAUGUAUUGAUAUUUUGACACAUUAUAAUUGGCGGUCGGAUUUUUUGAAGGAUAUCUCCGGUGGUUUGACAAUAGGCGUUAUGAAUAUCCCACAAGGUAUGGCGUAUUCAUUACUCGCUGGUUUACCACCUGUUUAUGGAUUGUAUAUUGGUUUUUUAAGUCCAUUGUUCUAUGCAAUUUUUGGACGUUGUACACAAUUUUCUAUGGGUACAUUCGCUGUUGUAAGCCUACUGAUUGUUGGCCCAAUUGAACAGCAUAGUUCAAAAGUCGCAGUUAAUCAUCAUAAUUCCAUCAUAAAUUCAAACUCUACACUAGUUGAAGAUAUAAUAACUAACAAGUUGCCACUACAAUAUUCAGAACCAAGAGCAAUUGUAGCCGUGACGCUUACUUUCCUAGUUGGAAUUAUACAACUUAUUAUUGGCUUUUGUCAAUUGGGUACAUUUACGUCAUAUUUAGCGCCAUCAAUGGUAUCUGGUUAUACAUCGGGCGCAGGUUUUCAUGUGUUAAGCAGUCAAAUCAGUUCAUUGUUCGGUGUAAAGUCUGCAAAGAAAUAUCAAGGACCUGGUUCAUUCUUUAUGGUCUAUGUGAAUUUGUUCAAAAAUAUACGUGAGACAAAUUUGUUCACACUACUUAUAUCUGCUGCAUCGAUUGCGUUCUUAAUGAUUAUUAAAUUUUGUGCUGAACCCCUAUUGAAACAAUAUAUAGAUUUGAAGAUUCCAAUACCCAGUGAAUUGAUUUUGGUUACUUUAGGCACUAUAAUUUCUGGUACAUUAAAUUUACACUCUACUAAGAAUGUUUCAAUUGUAGGAUAUAUUGCGAGCGGAAUGCCACAGGUAACAGUACCCCAUUGGAGCAUAAUUCCAGAUUUACUUCCAGAUGCUAUUCUAAUUGGAUUUGUUAGUACGUUUCUGUCAGUUUCCUUAGUGAAAUUAUUCUCUUUAAAGUACAGAAAUAAAGUUAAUUUUAAUCAUGAAAUCUUAUCACUCGGUAUUAUAAAUACAUUCACAUCAUUUUUCUCUUGUUUCGUCCAAUCUGGUAGUCUUUCUCGUAGUAUGGUAUUAGCGGGAACAAAAACCAGAACACCCCUAUCAGGUAUAUUCAGUUCACUGUUGAUUGUAUUUGUACUGUUAUUUUUGGGCCCGUAUUUUGAAGCAACUCCAUCAUGUAUUUUAUCUGCUAUAAUUGUGGUAGCAUUGAAAAAUAUCUUGACACAACCGAAGAAACUACCAUAUCUAUGGAAUACUUAUAAACCAGAUUUUUUUCUAUUCGCUGUAACAUUUUUGGGCACUAUCAUACUUGACGUAACUUACGGUCUGUUAGUUGGUCUAAUCUCUUGUCUUAUUGUAUUAACGGAAAGACAACGAAGCAUCAAACUACUGGAAUUGUGCAAUAUCUCAGGCACAGAACUUUAUGUUCAUAAACAUUAUGAACUAUUAACCAAAACGCAAAUAGAUAAAACUCAAUCUGAUUAUCUAUUGUCAUCGAUCAAAGCAAUACGUGUUCUAGGUUCAUUAAACUUUUCAUCAGCUGAAAACUUCACAAAUCGCAUUUACAAGACAAUUAAUAAUAUGAUGUUAGAUGAAGAUUUCAAUUAUGUUAAUAAUAAUGUAUUAAGUCAUCACAAUGGAAUUAAUGAUAAAAUACAAGAUGGAUAUCACAAUCAUUGUCAAUUAAAUGAAGCAUCUGUGAAUACAAAAGACAGUAAGAAUAAUAUUUAUGAACUUUCGAAAAUUUUAAAUGAGAGAAAUGGAACAAAAUCCGAUGAUAAUUACUUAUUGAGAAAUAAUGUUGUCAGUAAAUCAAGUGACACACUCAGGACAGAAAGAUGUAAUUUGUCUCAUCGUCAAACUGAACCAAAUCUACCUUCAUUACAUGUUGACCUGCAUGACUUUCUAAUGAAGCAUGAUGGGGAAAAAUUACGAAGAUUUCUUUUGUUGGACAUAUCUGGAAUUACUCACAUCGAUCCAGCUGGGGCUGCUGCACUCACAGAAAUACAACGAAAUUUGUAUAAAAACAAUCUCUUUGUGAUUCUAUGUGGAGGUAAAAGUAUUUCUUAAUUUUCAAGGUGUUUUGUUCUUUGAGCUAGAUUGUUGAAUAGUCUAGCUUUCAUCAACACACACUCCAGUAAGAAGUAAAUUAUUAGAAAUUUUCCACAAUCGUCUGACCUGCAAUUUCAUUGGUCACUUCUCAUUGAUGUGUGGUGGUUAUUCGAAUGUUUGUCUUGGUCGUUUUCACCUAUCAUCUGAUAACUGAUCUUUCAGGUGUUUAUCGUCUUCCUUAUUGUUUGAUAGAUUGAGUCGAUUUCCAUGUGUCUGGUUAUCGAUCUGUGGCCAGAAUGUUGAAGUUGUAAAAGUCCUCUUGUUUUGUUUCUGUGUCCACUGUUCAAUAUUUCGACUUUUCCCAAUCGAAGGCAUGUCGAUAAUUGUCUACAUGCAUUGUUGCAAGUGAAGCUAUGUUGUGAUGUUUAACACCUAACUGAUGGAGAGGGGAGUCACAUUGUCGUGUGAAGUGUUUGAAGAAGUUGCUUCAAUUUCUGUUGUAUAUGAUGUUUAGUCUGUCUUUGUUUUUUGAUGUAUAGAAACAAAAUGUUCCUGGACUCUACUAAUUGAUAUCGAAGACGAUCCAACUCCAUUCAAAUGUUUAUCUGCAUGUGACUGGUAUGUCUGUCCUGGAUUGAAAUCAAUCUAUCCUACAUUAUAUGAUGCUGGAGCUGUUUGUGUUAAGUUGCUUUGUCAAGAUGAAUCAAAUCCAAGGAGAAGCUCAGAAUCACGGGUAAAUGAUACGAAUAGCGAAUAAGUGAGUGAGUUAGUGUACAUUUUAGUAUUUCACUAUUUUAUGGUUUAAAACAAACGUUCAGUCUUGAAGAACCAUAGGGUAUUGAAUAGCAAUUUUAUUCAACCCUGAAAUUAACAAUAAUUAUGAAGCUACGAUCCAUUUUGUACUUAAUAGCCCUGUGGCAAUUGGAGGGGGUGUUAAAUUGUUUUGUUGUAAAGCUGUUCAUAACAGAAAUUCAUAAACCUAACUUGUGCACUGCCUAAAACUCAUUAAUAAAUAGUAUAUGGUGUCUUUAAAUAAAUACUAAUGACUGCAUGGUUUUGGCCCUCUUGGCUUUCUUUUACGGUCAAGCUGUUGGUCUAAUAGCUGUCCAUUAAUAUUUCUUACUGUGAAAUAAAUCUGAAUCCCAAGAAGUGUGACAGUUUCUCAAGGAUUAUUGAUUCGCCUUGAUUAAAAAUCCUAAACAAUAGGAAACCUAAUUUAAGAGUUCACAACCAACCUCUUUCAAGUUCUUGACAUUAAAAGAAAGUUCAUCAUAAUUAUGAGUAACUUAGAACAAAAUUGGAUUUACAAAUAAACGUUCUUUAAAGACAUUUUUAAUAAUAUCAUUAUAGGGUUGUGGACGUUAUGUUUUAUUUAGAUUGUGAACCGGUCAGUGUUGGAUCACCAUUGAAAACCUGGAAACACUAGACGGCCGUCUCGUCCUAGUAUGGGACUCCUCAGUAGUGAUUGUUUGGUUUUCCGUCAGUUAAAUCAUCAACCACCUUUCACUUUAUUUCGAGUGGUAAUUCUUCGUCAGUGAACACAACGGCAUGUGCACACAUAUAUUCACUGAUUGUGGAUUGACGGGACAUUUUAAUCAGCAAGCUGCAUAUUACCUAUUAACAAAAUCAGCGAUAUUUUAGACUGAUGAAAAAUACACUUGUAUGUUUAGUUUUUGCUAUCAAGUCAAGAGUUGUGUGAAAUCUGAUCCAUUAAAAGUGAUAACAAUAUUCAUGCUUAUCACGUUCUGUCUAUACUUGCUAAGCAGUUAAUGAGAUCUGUCUCACUGACCUAGAAGGUGAUGAAACCGAUGAGAAAACAAUAAAUUCGCGGUCUUUUUUUAUCAAAAAUAUUGAUCUAGUUAGUUUGCAUAUGAUUUAAUGUUCUCGGAGGUUAAUUAGCAUUUUCAUUCUAGUCAUUAGCAUCAAGUUAACUUCUUUAAAUAGAAAACGAAUGUUAAACGUUGAUCACAAUUACUUUCCAUAUACCAGAUUAUAUGGAGCUCGAUGAGAUGACUAGCUAUAUUGCAAGUCUGGAGUAUGAGAAAUAAUCAGUAUUUAAUACACUCAGUCAUUGAGUAAAAACGUUCGUACUCAAACUAUGAGCUGAAAUGAAGAAGUGGAUUCAUAGUCUUAAACUCAUGACUGACUAAACUAUUUAGCUGAAAUGGACUCUAUUUCAAAUGGAAAGUUUCAAGAUGGUGGAGAAGAUUCAAACUGUAUUUUAUUUGACACAAAAUUGAUUGUCUAGCUAAGGUCAAAUCAUGAUGUAAGCUAUGAAGAUUCAAUAAUUUCCACAUGCACCUUAUACCAAAAAAGAAUAUUAACGUGUUAUUUAGUGACGGGUUUCAAGAUGUAAUUCCAGGAGUUCUGAUGAUACUUUUUGGCUACUGGAAGUUAGACAUGUCGGGUGUGAGGCACUUAUCCACCAACAGAAAUAACGGAUUUUUUUGCGACAGCGCAGAUUGACUAAAGUUGGACACAUAAACCAUUAGAACCUGACUCAGUAGAUUUACCAUUAGGCUCUUGCUGUAGAUGUGAAUAUUUUGGGUUGGAACCCCUGAAGAGAUGAUAGAUGCGCACAGCUAAGUAAUCCCACACUAGGAUGAAACAGUCGUCUAGUACUUCCUGGUUUUCACUGGUUGUUUCACUACAAUCAGGAAAAACGCGCUAACAACAACAAAUAACACAUAAUACGUAUCCUUAAAAUGACGAAACAGAUCAAUCAACUUAAAAUGACUCAUUCAUUUAGUAGUAACUAUGUGGCUUAAAAAGCAUAAAUUUAGAGAAUGUGCAAAUAGACUAUAAUAGUUAAUGUUAUUGUAAAGCAAACUUACUAAGUACUUAUUAAAAUGAGAAGAAUUAACUGCUCAAUUUUCAGUAAUUCACGGGACUUAACUCUAUAUUAUGCUACAAGGAUCCUUGAAAAUGAAAACAAAUUUAUGUCUUACAUGUGAUUUAUGGCAGAUCAUGCUGGAAACAUGAACGGUUUAGAUAUUACGAUAGAUUACUAAAAUAUUAAAAGAUAUUAGUCCAAAUCUUCAAACGAAAUGUUAAUUACUUUGAUACGUCAGAUAAAAUGAACUGUCACAAUCUUUGUGGACAGGUAUCUUUAUUUAAUCCAACCUUUCACUAUAAAGAUUAUCACCUAAUAUCAUCGCAUAAAAGUUUCAUAAAGAUUUAUUUAAAUAAUUAAUCUUUUUAAGUAAAUUGUGGACUCCAGGUAUUUGUAUUUCUUUGUUGUUAAUAAUUAAACUGACUUUGACUAUUCCUCCAUUCAGCAUAUGGGUUUCUGUAACAAAUGUUUGAAUAUUGCAUAGAUUAAUAACUCACUUUUAUUAAAGAUCGUUGGAUUAGCAAUACGUAUUUCAGUAUUUGUAAAUAUAUGACAUCUUUAUAUCUGUUAAAGGAUCACACUCUAAGUGAUUACUCUACAGGGGUUUCAAUCACUGAGUACUAGUUUUCACUUUCCGUUUAAAUAUUAACACAGAUAAAUUCAGCUGAUUAAUGUUAGAUAAGAUAAAAUGCUUAUCUCUAUUCAAAUCUUAGUCUUUCCUUAGAAUAAUUCUGUAGUUACUGGAUAUGUAAUGAACUUCUGUUACGAUUAAUAAUAUUUUACUUAUUAACACAAUAUUAUCUUUGUAUGAUACUAAAUCACUAUGUUCCUUUUUUCUUUCUUCCAAAUUCAUAUGUUUUAGAAAACUCAAUAGUUUUUAACGGUA
This is a messenger RNA of Schistosoma bovis, 6023 nucleotides long. NCBI's taxonomy places the organism in Eukaryota, Metazoa, Platyhelminthes, Trematoda, Strigeidida, Schistosomatidae. The record is from the annotation of a GenBank genome assembly.